GCUAGUUGGUGACUAAUCAGCAAACAUUGCGGUGAAAUGUUGUCCCAGAAGGCAAAAUUGAACCUCAUCAUACUCGUCAGUCUGUGCAUAUUCGGUAUUAUGAAGGUUGAAUCCAAUAGGCGUUGGCUUCCGAUGAAACUUGAUGAUGAAGGAAAAAUGACUAUUGAUUUCAGUGGUACCAUCUUCACUAAGAAUCGAGAAUCAACAGUUACAGUUUCAAAUAAUAAAUGUACAUGGAUAGUUAAAAUGCAUAAACCAAAUGAACAUGAGCAAAAAGAGGGACGGGGACAUCGUGAUGGUCAUCUGACGUGUAAAGAUUGGGAUGGACAGAACGUAACAUUUUCCGAUGCGACUACGGACGAAAUGGACACACCGGAUGAAUACAUUCCAGAAUACAGUGCGGAUGCGCAAGAAUAAAUUGUAUCUUCAGC
Molecule: messenger RNA, 431 nt
Organism: Trichobilharzia szidati
Lineage: Eukaryota; Metazoa; Platyhelminthes; Trematoda; Strigeidida; Schistosomatidae
Source: the annotation of a GenBank genome assembly